GCCCUAAUCAACGAACUCAACCACCUGCGCACCAUCGCCAAAGACCUCCUCUUCUCCGGCACAUACAUCUACCCCAUAAAAGGAAUCAUCUACACCCUGCACCACAAACCCCUGUGGAACCCAAUCCUGUCUCGCUCCGCCAAAACCCUAACCCUGGGCCUAGGCAUCACGACCACAAUGUUCUUCUUCACCUACCUGCCGCAAGUCGCUCUGCUGAGCUUCACCUCGGGCCCAUUCCUCGCCCCCUUCUCCGCCGCGCUCCUCGUGCUCUCGGAAUCCUCCACCAUCACCACCUUCCUGGCGCGGUCGUUCCUCCUCGCCGACGCGAUCACGGAUACCUUUGACGCGACGCUGCUGGAGCGCGGUGAGGAUGCGCUCGUUGCGCGCGAGCGUGCUGUUGCUGUUCCGCCGGCUUCUGGUGCCUCUUCUGGGGGAUCGGGAGGGGCGGCUCGGUUGGGCAGUCGGCUGAAGCACCCUGUUGAGAAGCUGUCGCCGCAGGUGUUGCUUAGGUCCGUCAUGUAUCUUCCCUUGAACUUUGUGCCGGUUGUUGGGACGGUCGCGUAUAUUUAUGUGCAGGGGAAGCGCGUCGGGCCUGUUGCGCAUGGGCGGUAUUUUCAGUUGAAGGGGUGGGGGAGGAAGGAGAGGGAGGCUUGGGUUGAGGGGGAGAGGAGGAGGGGUGCUUAUACUGCGUUUGGCAUGGCUGCGUUUGCCCUCGAAAUGAUCCCCUUCGCUUCGAUCGUGAUGGCUUUUACGAAUACCGUUGGUGCGGCGCUGUGGGCGGCCGAUUUGGAGAAGGCG
Aspergillus homomorphus CBS 101889 is the source of this 798-nucleotide messenger RNA. RefSeq lists its product as uncharacterized. The annotation marks the transcript as partial. The transcript is spliced from 3 exons. NCBI's taxonomy places the organism in Eukaryota, Fungi, Ascomycota, Eurotiomycetes, Eurotiales, Aspergillaceae. Gene Ontology annotation, cellular component: prospore membrane; ascospore wall; lipid droplet. The record is from RefSeq and is a predicted model, not a curated record.